GAGCUGGACAGUUUCACCCUCGAGUCGGUCCAGUGCCAGCAAGACUUCGACAAGAAAUUCAUUCACUCUGCGAUUUCUCAGUGGUACGGCAGUCCAGAAGCUUUUGCAGACUAUGUGCGGGGUCCACUGCGGCAAGAGCUUCUUUCAUCGACCGAAGCUGGAUUACCGGCUGCCUACUCCUUCCUGAUCAUCACUCCUCUUUUGAGUCUGGGUGCGGAUACGAUUACUGGGCUGAUCAAAGCUCAUCCGCCGUGGCAGCUCUUGCUGUCCCAGUUCUUCGGGGUUCUGCUUGGCGUGUUUCUUUGCUGGGGCAUGGUGUUGGUGCGGGCGGGCAUUUUUUUGUGCGACCGCUUUGCUGGCCGUUCACGAUCAUGGUUGAUGGACUGCGGCCUAUCACUGCUAGUUUUUCUUGGCUUCGUCCUUACUGCUUUGGCUGGUGUUCAAGGGGCAGUGUAUGCCACCAACGACAGUCUCGGGGCUUCUCUGGUGUGGUUUGCGUCGGUGCUCGUGCUGCUUUGGCUUUCUCACGGUGGCUGGGCGCAAGUUGCGAAGCUGAAGCCAAAGGCCAGCUUCGACAUCAAGGAUCGACCUGACAAGACGGGUGCUGCAACGGUAGAUCGACCUGACAAGACGGGUGCUGCAACGGUAGAUGCCGUGUGA
Molecule: messenger RNA, 660 nt
Organism: Symbiodinium necroappetens
Lineage: Eukaryota; Dinophyceae; Suessiales; Symbiodiniaceae
Source: the annotation of a GenBank genome assembly